CCCAUAACACCCACAACAGCGGUCUGUGCGGCUCCAUAUUGGAUCUGCCUUGUCUGAGAAAUACACUACGCCGGAGGUCUGCCCUGCGCAUAUUGUGUGUCGCACGGCAAGGCAGCUGGCUCCGGUCCGCGGGCUCAGGUAUGAGGGAUGGGAUGCAGCCGACGAACCGCGCUGACACCGACAAAUGUUCCUCGCGGUUUCUUUUUCACGGAGCGGCGUCACAGUUUUUAACGGGGCUGAGAAAUUAGGUUAGAGGCGCACCUGAAGAGCGGAGCGAAAAGUGGCAUGCAGGCUGAAGAAGAAGAAAUAAUUGGAUUGAGAUAACGCCACACAGGCAUGAUGUUUACACUCACUGAGGUUGCGUCGCUGAACGACAUCCAGCCGACGUACCGCAUCCUAAAGCCAUGGUGGGACGUCUUCAUGGACUACCUGGGGCUGGUCAUGCUCAUGCUGGCCAUAUUUGCCAUGACCAUGCAGAUCACAAAGGACCAGGUGGCCUGCCUUCCAUGUUUGGAGGACACAGAUGAGGCAUCGGGAACCACACCCCACCCGUUCACGCAGCAGACAACACAGGCAGCAACAGCGGCAGCAGCAGCCACCACGGCCCCUGUGGCGUCCUCCAUCCCCCUGGUUACUAAGGACUUACCGGAUGAAGUUGUGACAGAGAUCACACACCAACACACAUCUGUGGUGGCAGAGAAAUACGCCAAUCAACCUCAACCAACAGGGGUCAGGACCAACCUUGACUAUCAGCAGUAUAUCUUCAUCAACCAAAUGUGUUACCAUGUUGCCUUGCCCUGGUAUUCCAAGUACUUCCCAUACCUCACUCUCAUCCACACUCUCGUUCUCAUGGUCAGUAGCAAUUUCUGGUUCAAAUACCCCAAAACGAGUUCAAAGAUUGAGCAUUUUGUCUCUAUCCUGGGUAGAUGCUUUGAGUCUCCCUGGACUACGAAGGCUUUGUCUGAAACCGCUUGCGAGGACUCCGAAGAGAAUAAACAGAGGUUGACCGGCACCUCCUCAGCACCAAAGCAGGUAUCUCUAGAGGGGAAAGAUGAAGGCGCAAAUGCCAGUUCAUCCACACCCAUGCUUGGGGUGAAGUUCUCUGCAGACAAGCCCAUCACAGAGGUCCCAAGUAGCAUGACAAUCCUUGACAAAAAAGAUGGGGAGCAGGCCAAAGCACUGUUUGAGAAAGUAAGGAAAUUCCGAGCUCAUGUGGAGGACAGUGAUUUCAUCUACAAGCUCUAUGUAGCGCAGACCAUCGUCAAAACUGUCAAGUUUAUUUUGAUUUUGGCCUACACUUCGACUUUUUUGGCAAAAAUAAAUUUUACGCACAAGUGUAAGCCUGAUAUUAAACAGUUAACAGGAUACAGAAUGUUCUUCUGUACGCACAACAUGGCAUUCAUGCUAAACAAGCUGCUCAUCAGCUACAUGGCUUUGAUUUUGAUCUACGGGAUGGCGUGCUUGUACUCUCUGUUCUGGGUGUUUCGGCGACCGCUGAAAGAAUACUCAUUUGAGAAGGUCCGGGAAGAGAGCAGCUUUAGUGACAUUCCUGAUGUCAAAAAUGACUUUGCAUUCCUCUUACACAUGGUUGACCAAUACGACCAACUCUACUCCAAACGCUUUGGUGUCUUCUUGUCCGAGGUCAGUGAAAACAAGCUGAGGGAGAUCAGCCUCAAUCACGAGUGGACCUUUGAGAAACUACGGCAGCUGGUGACCCGUAACGCACAGGACCAGCAGGAGCUGCACCUUUUCAUGCUCUCUGGUCUCCCGAACGCAGUGUUUGACCUCACGGACCUGGAAGUGCUGAAGCUGGAGCUGAUUCCUGAGGUGAGGUUCUCUGCAAAGGUCUCCCAGAUGACGAGCCUGCAGGAGCUGCAUCUCUGCCACUGCCCGGCCAAAGUCGAGCAGACUGGUUUUGCUUUCCUCCGGGACCAUCUUCGCUGCCUUCAUGUCAAGUUCACUGAUGUCGCUGAGAUCCCAACAUGGGUGUAUUUGCUGAGGAGUUUAAGGGAGCUUAAUCUCAUAGGCAACUUGAGCUCAGAAAAUAAUAAAAUGAUCGGCUUGGAGUCCAUGCGAGACUUGAGGCAUUUGAAGACAUUAUGCUUGAAGAGCAACCUUACAAAAAUGCCCACGAACAUCACAGAGCUGUCACCACAUCUCAUUAAGCUAGUGGUGCACAAUGAUGGUACGAAGCUACUGGUACUCAAUAGUCUGAAAAAAAUGAUAAACCUUAUUGAGCUGGAGCUGUACAGCUGCGAACUGGAGAGGAUCCCCCACGCCAUUUUCAGCUUGACCAAUUUACAGGAGCUUGACCUGAAAUCGAACAACAUUCGAACCAUAGAGGAGAUCAUCAGCUUCCAGCACCUCAAGAGGCUGACGUGCCUCAAACUGUGGCACAACAAAAUCAUCACCAUCCCAUCCUCCAUCGGCCAGGUCAAGUCUCUGGAGUCUCUCCACCUCUCUCACAACAAACUGGAGUCCCUGCCUCCAGCCUUGUUCACGCUACCCAAACUGCGGCACUUGGACGUGGGCCACAACUCCAUCUCAGUGCUCCCUCCAGAUGUGGGUCUCCUCCACAACCUCCAGCACUUAGCCAUCAACUCCAACAAGCUGGAGGUGCUGCCCAAGCCCUUGUUCAGAUGCACCAAGCUCAAGGUGCUGCUUCUGGGGAACAAUGCGCUCACCGUGCUGCCAGAGACCGUGGGUCAGCUGGUGCAGCUCACUCAGCUGGAGCUGAAAGGAAACUGUCUGGACAGAGUGCCCGUCCAGCUGGGAAACUGCCGCAUGCUUCGCAGAACUGGCCUGGUUGUGGAGGACCAUCUCUUUGACGCACUGCCUGUGGAAAUUAAGGAGAGUAUCAGCCAAGAGAGCAACGCACCAUUUACUAGUGGCUUAUAGCACAAAGACGACUACUUCAUGACGAGCCUGUUUAAUGGGUGUAAGAAUAUACUUUUUAUUAUUGUAAUAUCCAUAAAAAUGAAUGCAUUCUCCUGAUUAUUUUGAUUGCUCUUGCAGAUAAUGUAUUGAAAAUGGUACUGACCGAUUUUCUAGUUGCUGAGCAUUUAUCUAAUUCAGCAACAUUUUGGGAUUUAGUUUUUCAUAGUUUUGAGUUUUGGGAAAUGUUAAAAAUUUAACUUCUCUAUGUAAUAAUCUGUAGACCAAAACUUUCACCUCUGAUGUAGAUUUCUCAUACUUGUUUUAGGUACUCAGGUAUAAUUGUAACCAUGGGGAACAAUCUUUUUUGCCUUAACUGCUGCUAUUCUUUUUUCCUUUUUUUUUUUUUUUUUUUUUUUUACAGUGAGGGCUUUCUUAAACAAAAGGCCAAAAAUGAAUUUGUCUUGUCAGUGUUCAUGUCAUACACUCACUAUCCACAGAACAAUUUCUAUAUGUCAUGAAAGAGCACACAAUACACUUCUUUCUUUGUAGUUUUUAACUUUUGUUGAAUGUAUUUAACCUUGUGUUUUCCUUAAUGUCUUGUAGACAGAAUGAGUUGAGAGUUGUAAAGCUCACAUGGAGACUAAGCACCAUAAAUGAACCUUUACCUUACUCUUGUAGAGAUUGUAUUCUGAGGCCUCUAGUAAUUCAUUUGCACAAAACUUAAUGAUUUUAAGAUCGGUGAAUGUCUUCUGCGAUGACAUGUCCGAAGACCAACGGGAGCCGAUAAAAGGGAAAUCUUUUGACUAUCUUUUUUUAAAUCAUGAUUUAAAAUGUGUGUAGUAAAACUGGUCACAGGUACGACUGAUUAUUCUACAUGUCAAAACUGUGUCAUGUCAACAAACAUGUCUGCCUUCACUCUUAUCAAUGUAUUACUGUGUAGGCCUAUAGAUAUAUGUGCUCUUCAGAGCUGCUGUAACACCUUGAUGAUCCUAUGCUCAAAGUUCACAACUUUAUGGCACAAUAAAACAAGAUUUUAGAUGAA
This is a messenger RNA of Acanthopagrus latus (yellowfin seabream), 3919 nucleotides long. It is a transcript of the gene lrrc8da, whose product is annotated as leucine rich repeat containing 8 VRAC subunit Da. Bases 337 to 2898 code for a protein of 853 amino acids. Gene Ontology annotation, molecular function: protein binding. The transcript has 2 exons. NCBI's taxonomy places the organism in Eukaryota, Metazoa, Chordata, Actinopteri, Spariformes, Sparidae. The record is from RefSeq and is a predicted model, not a curated record.